Molecule: messenger RNA, 8198 nt
Organism: Oncorhynchus masou masou (cherry salmon)
Lineage: Eukaryota; Metazoa; Chordata; Actinopteri; Salmoniformes; Salmonidae
Product: transmembrane protein 51-like
Exons: 3
Coding region: 270-1067 (265 amino acids)
Source: RefSeq, a predicted model, not a curated record
UUGAUAAAGUUCCUGUUUAACAUAUUCCUUGAAUUCUAUAGCGACUAUCGUCGGAGGAAAUACACACGUUCAUUAAUACAGUUUUCAGAGCAGGAUUACAUUAUGCAUAUUGGGGUAGCAAGAUCGUCAUCUUGAAAACACCUGCGAUAUAUCAGGUAUUCGGAUUGGAGGGAAGUCAUUUGGUCGUUGAGCGUUCACGACUGGAACAGGUUAGGACAAGUCUCCUCUCCCCAGUCAACAGUGUCGGGUGGUGGGACUCAGUGGGGGGGAUGUGUACCAGUGGUGUUCCAGCCAGCUCCAGCCAGGGGGUCAGCCGGUCGGGCUCCUCGUAUGCCCUGUGUGCCCUUGGGGUGGCACUCAUAGCCCUGGGCAUCGUCAUGAUUGUGUGGUCAAUGGUUCCCGGGGAUGCUACCCCGACAACCAUGACUCCAGGCAACUCCAGUAUAACAGUGCCAGCAGACCAUGGUGAGGAAGACAAGGAAGCAGCGAAGACCUUAUCAAUAGCCUAUGUGCUGGUGGGGACAGGGGUGGCCAUGCUGCUGCUGUCUAUCUGCCUGGGGGUGAGGAACAAGCGGAGGAAGCACCAGAGAAGACAGGAGACACGGGCCGUAGGAGUCCGCUUCGUGGACCAUGUGUCUGGGGAGGCAGGAGAGAAUUUAGGUGAGCCAGUCCCAGUCUACAACGUGCCCAGCUAUGAGGAGGCGGUCACCAGUGGCCAGUUCCCCAUCCGCCAGAGCAACUUACGCCAGAGCAACUCCCAGCUGCCUUCCUACGAGGACCUCAUCUGUGCUGUGGAAAACCAGGGGGAGGGACCAAGUGCUGCCCCAGUUAAGGAGGCUCAUCCUAGCAGUCCCACUCCUGAGCCCCAGCCCGCCGCUGCAGCCAACCCCCACAGCAGUAGCCGGGCCAGCCGGAUACUACGGCCCAACAGGGUACGCAGAAUCAAGUCUGAGAAACUCCAUCUGAAGGACUUUCGUUUUAACAUUCGCAACCCUACUGAUGCGAAGGUGACCAUUGAACCAAUCACUCCGCCACCACAGUACGACAGCAAGAUACCUGAGUUCUGACAGCGCCCCAUAUAGCCUGGGAGUACUAAAAGCAUUGUUUCAAUGUUGAGUAAGACAACACUAUUGCUGGAUCAGAUGUCUAAUAAUAAUAAUAAUGAGGCCUAGCUGUGAGUGUUCCUCCUUCACCCUGAGGCAGACCCAGACAUUGUUGCUUUGAAUCAAGUUGUUUCUCAGCUCCAUUUUGACUCGUUUAUAGACUUAUUUAUUCAGGGGCUUGUUUUCCUCUCUGUUUAGAACACGGUGGCUGUGUUUUUAACUAUCGCCCUACAGAAGGCUUGACGGGGUGCUAUGCCACUGCUUAUAAGUUAACUAUCGAAGAUGUGCCAACUUAAAUUAUCCAGCUCAGGGAGCCAGCUAUGCAUUUUGUUUGCUAACUUGCUAAGUGGCUAGCUUGCAAGUUCAAGCUUCUUGGUUAUAGCAAACAGUCAGUCCCUUCCUGGAUCAAGAUCCCUGCGACCUAAAUUUGUUUUGUGCGUCAAAAUUAUAUGAUUUCAACUGACUUUUUUACGUUGGGAAAGAACCAGCACCCCUUGUGUGCACUGCCGGUAAUACUGUAUAUCACGGUAUGGUACAAGAAUGGUGUGAAGGUAGGAACCUGGAUACCGCACAACCCUGCCCUACAGGACACACUGCGCCAAAUACCUUAGUUUCAGACUCCCAAUGAUCCUUACACCUCUGAAGCCACUUCCAUACCCGUCAAAAUAACUUCUCUGAACUCUCAAUAGCUGUUUUUCCACCAAGUUUUAGAUAAGGGGAAUAAUGGGGUGUUAACACUAGAGAUCCUGACCGCCAGUGUGACCCCCCACUACCCCAUCCCUUUUCUCUGCAUAAGCGAGCUUGGCCCUUCUUCGGUCUGCUGAUGCAAUCAGGUCCUCAAACACAGGGGAGCGCCAGGGUGGAGAGGUUAUUAAAAAGGCACCGGGAUCCUCUGGGUCUGUCGCCACAUCAGACAUGAUGUCUUCAGUUGACCCCACAAAUCAAUGCUUCCUUUCAGCAGAGUUCUUUUGACCGACUGUCUUGAACACUUGAAUCUCAAAGCUAAAAAAAUAAAAAUAAAAGCACAAGUCUCAACUUUUAAAAACUCAGUGCUGUAUUUAAAAUGUAUGGAUUGGUUCACAUUUAUAAACUAACCCGUCUCUGGGGACGCAGUCUUCUCUUCUGUAUGUUCCGUUCCUUUGCUCCGUCUGGGGUCUCUGACGACUUAUGCAUCUCUUUCAGUCCAACACCGAUUUGCAGCUGCAUCUGAGGUGACAGUGUGGUCUGUUAGCAAUGGCUAUAUGCUUCAAAAUCCUUGAAAAAAGGAUCAAAUGUAGAAUAUUGUUGCAGUCAGUCCAUGUCUUCGUAGGACUACUCACAUUCAAAUUCUGCCAUGCACCACUCUCCAUCUGUGUACCUUCAUCUCAGCUGACUGACCAGCGGACGGUACACAGGUGUUGUGCUGGCGGUUGUUCCUGAGACAUUAGUUGACAAAGAAAAGUUCAUGCAUGAUAUUUGCACUAACACUUAAUGUAACAUAUUUGAGAAUGCUAAAAUAACCGUCAUACAAGAACUUACCCUGAUUGCUUGGUUGGACCCCCCCUCCCCCCCCAAAAAAAUAUUGUCAAAUUCCAAGUCACAAGUGAUUACAUUUGUCUUCACUUUUCUUGCGGCUUAUACUACAUUUGUUCUCCUCACCAGCAUUAAUGUGUAGAUCCCUUACUGUCCGCUAUUAAAACAGAAAAGAGCAUCAUUAGUAAAUUAACAUGAUUCAAAUAUUCAAUGUUAGCAACCACCAGUGUGCAAGUUGCAAAAGCAAACAUUGAACUUACGGAUAGCUCAUUCCAUUUUGCCUGACAAACGCCCGUCAUCCUUUCAGGUGCAGUCGCUGCAGAGGUGCUUAGCUGUAGCUGCUGCUGUUGUUGUUGUUGUUGUUGGAAUAGCUAGUUGAGCUACUUGUGUCAUCCGUCUAUCGUCCAUAUCAGCCACCAUGUUGUUGACCGGCAUCUGAUUCAGCCUGGUUAUGACAUGAGUUGUUGGAAAUCCAUGCCCUCAUUUGGUGAUGCAUCAUUCCCUUGCACAAAGAGACUUCCGGCAGGUCCCAAAAACGAAUUGUAUCAAUAACAUUUUUUUAAAUCAAUAGCCGCUUGUCUCCUUUGCUGUAUUUUACUAGGCUUGGUUAGCUAGGUAACGUUCAAUAGCUUGGUACCAAGCUAUCCGUUCUUCCUCCAACGUUGGAAAGCUAACGUUAGCCAACUGCGUUGGAAAAUUUGUAGCUAGCUAGUUAAUUUUACUUGCCAGCAAACAGUAGCUUGUUUCAGUCAACAAAAAUCCAUGUAACAUGAUAAUGUUAAUGUUAGUUAUUGACUACAUUGCUACUGUAGCUAUCUCUGCCAAUGUUAUAGCUGCUACAGUGCCAGCUAGCAGAGAUAGCUAUGCUAGCUAGAUUUAUUUCAAAUAUGUUAUUUGUCACAUACGCCGAAUACAACACCAAACCGUGAAAUGCUUACUUACAAGCCCUUAACCAACAAUGCAGUUCAAGAAAUAUAGUUAAGAAAAUAUUUACUUAAUCAACUAAAGUAAAAAAUUAAAUAUAAAGUAACACAAUAAUAAACAGCCAGUAGUAGUGGUGUAAAAACAAAGGGGGAGGUGUCAAUGUAAAUAGUCUGGGUGGCCAUUUGAUUAAUUGAUCAGCAGUCUAACGGCUUGGGAGUAGAAGCUGUGAGCGAGCCUUUUGGACCUAAACUUGGCGCUCCGGUACCGGUUGCUGUGCGGUAGCAGAGAAAACAGUCUAUGACUUGGAUGACUGGAGUCUUUGACAAUUUUUUGGGCCUUCCUCUGACACCACCUAGUAUAUAGGUCCUGGAUGGCAGGAAGCUUAGCCACAGUGAUGUACUGGACCGUACGCACUACCCUCUGUCGUGCCUUAUACGGUCGGAUGCAGAGCAGUUGCCAUACCAGGCGAUGAUGCAACCAGCCAGGAUGCUCUCGAUGUUGCAGCUGUAGAACUUUUUGAGGAUCUGGGGACCCAUGCCAAAUCUUUUCAGUCUCCUGAGGGGGAAAAGGUGUUGUCGUGCCCUCUUCACAACUGUCUCGGUGUGUUUGGACUAUGAUAGUUUGUUGGUGAUGUGGACACCAAGGAACUUGAGACUCUCAACCCGCUCCAUUACAGCCCCGUCAAUGUUUCUUGACAGUCUCAUUUGGAAUGUUGUGGCUGUGGGCUAUAGAGUACUCGCAGUACCAUUUAUAAAUGUUAUCCCUAACCAUUUACAUGGCAUGGUGCGACGAGUACAAAUUCCCGGCAGUUGUUCAUUGUUAGUUGCAUGAAUAUAUUUUUUCUAAUGACCGCCAGUAGAAAAACACCCUCCCAUUGAAUUGUUGUGCCUUGAAGUGGUUGAGAUGGCUGCGUUUUCCAAUCACAUUCAUUUGAUUGGUAAUUUUCAACCGUCACACCCACACUUCUGGUUUUGUUCGUUUAAUUGGAUUAUUUACCUUUCAAUCACUAUGCCCGUGCAUUUUAUUGGCUGAUGAGUUUGAGCCAAUGUUUUAUGAAAUUACAGUUCCGGUCCCAUCAAAACUGAAACUCUGAUACAUGGUCGCUCCAACAGAGACUUUUUUUCCCUGGUUCAUAUACAAAUAGACCAGACCCAGCUGCUAUCGCAUUCGUGUCUAUAAGAUAGCCACCACUUAGGUAGACUUGAACUGUGGCUAAUAAAUCCAUAACAAAUCCUACAAUGUGAUUUUCAGGAUUUUUUUUCAAAUUUUGUCUGUCAUAGUUGAAGUGUACCUAUGAUGAACAGGCCUCUCUCAUCUUUUUAAGUGGGAGAAUUUGCACAAUUGGUGGCUGACUAAAUACUUUUUUGCCCCACUGUAUUAUCAUCCAACGAAGUGCUUACUUGCAGGUUCUUUCUCGACAAUGCAACAACAAUCAGAAAUAAUAAAAGAUAAGAAUACGAACAUAAAGUAAAUGGCAGUAGAAUAUAAUACAAAUUUAGCAUAAACAGGGGCGCAACUUCAUUUCUUUUAUCCAGCCGUAUAAACACUCCAAACAGUCUACCCGACCACCCGGAGGCAUCCGCAUGAUCCUAAAGCACAGCGUUGCCUCAUUUUGUAUCAAAUUCCAAUGAUAAAACUGGGGGGAAAAUGCAAUUUCGGAAUGUCCCCAGUACUCCCCUGAGCAUAAGUAUAAUACAGUUCAGAAACUGUCUCUGAAGCUGUUGGUAUCCGUCCUCAUGCUCCGAUACCAUCUGCCGACGGUAAGGGAGAUAAACGCUCAUGGCUGGGGUGUGUGGGGUCCUAGAUGAUGCUGCGUGCCUUCCUUAGGCACCACUUCAAGUAGAUGUCCUGUAUGGGUGGGAGCACAGUCCCAGUGAUGUACUGGGCCAUCUUCACCGGCUGGAGGGCCUUGCUCUUGUGGACGGAGCAAUUCCCAUACCAGGCCGUGAUGAAACCAGUCAGGACGCUCUCGAUGGUGCAACGGUAGUAUUUGGAAAGUAGAUUACUCCAUCAUACACCGGACGGACAACCAUGUACUGCAACGUCAGACUGAAGUUAACAAAAUGCAAGGCAGUAUGUGGACACAGGCGAAGACCAAGGCAGAGAGGAAAACAAUAAAGACUGAAACUGGGGCCAGAGCUAUUUAAAUUGACACAUUUCAUCCCAAUAGACAUGGCUGUAGUGGACCAUAUGCAAAAUAUUUUACUGGGGACAGCAAAACACGUUUUUACCAUCUAAGAAUAUUGGUGUGCUGAAUAAUGUAAUACUAAGAAAUAUACAGCUUAAAGUUGAUGCCCCGAAAGCACCUGCAGACAUGGACCAACUACCUGCGAAAAUCUCUAAUCUCCUCUGGGUUUUCUCAUUUCAAUGCACAAGAAUGGAAAAAUUGGACAUGCGUUUACUCCCUAUUCACUCUGAAGGGACUUGAACGACAGCAGGUAGCCUAGCAGUGUUUUCCAAGUCCCUUCAGAGUGAACUGAAAAGGUGGCUGGUUUGAAUCCCCGAGCCGACAAGCUGAAAAAUGUGUCUGUGCCCUUGAGCAAGGCACCUAACCCGAAUUGCUCCAUGGUCGCCGUCAAUAAUGGCUGAUCCCUGCUGUUUGUCAUAACAAGUGAAGAUGGGAAUGAUCUGUUUGUCUUCACAUUCAUGUAUCCAAACAAGGGUCUAUCUCACCAUUGUACAGCUGACAGAACAACAUUAAAAGGUAGACAUGCUGGGGAGAGGUCAUAAGCACUGAUCAAAGUAGAAGUUUUUCCGCUCAUCGCGUACUUAUUUGCAAAGUGAUUCACUGCUGACAGACGGGCCUACCAUGCGUUCAACCAGAUGUAGAGCUAACACCGGGCUUAUUAACAGUUGUUCUCUUGUCGUGUGUGCUUUUUGGUCCAGCAUAUGAAAUCACACAUUUCUCAUGUCAUGGCUCGUGUAAAUUGGUUCGAGAAACAUCUGAAUCAAUAUAAUUUCAAGCCCCGUGGCCAGUAUAAAGUACAGUUUGCCAGGACUACAGAGACAGUGGCUGUGGUAGUACCAGUUUCAAGCAGGGCUGCUUUUGAGGCAUUACAUAUUUUUUUGUUUCGCCUUUAACUAGGCAAGUCAGUUAUUAAGAACAAAUUCUUAUUUGGCUACUUGGGACCUACCAGUGGGAGUUUUGAGUGGGAGUUUUGAGAGCAGAGCUACUGUUUAUUUAUUCAUUUGUAGCGGUAUUUAAAAAUACAAAUAUAUAUUAUUCAUUGUUUGUGUUUAUUUCAGGAAGUGUAUCAUCCUUUUUAUACGUUUUAUUAUCUGUUUUGUAUUUGGAACUUUGCAUUGUACUGUGAAACUGAUUGUGUUAAAAUCCCAUUUGUCAACCAGCCUUUUUAGCUUGGCCUUCAAUCAGUUACGCUUUUGUUUUAUGUUCUUUGAUAACAUAUGAUCUCUUAUAUUGGCGUGCUUGUUUCUUAACUGUAUUGUUUUAAGUGUGUUACUAUUUUAAAUGCACUUCAAAUAAAGUUUGAAUUGAAGUUUGAUUUGAUAUUGGAUCAUUAAUUGACGAUUCUAUGAAUAUAGACACCGUUAACUUUAUAGUCUAUCGUUCUUAUUAAGAUGUUUUUAAAAUGUAGGAACUAGGUUAUAGGCCACCUAAAUAAAUGUUUGGAGUAGAUUGCCUACUGAGCUGAACUGGGGUGUGAAACAAGUACAAUAGACAAGGUGUUAGAGGCUAUUAGCAUGUGUAAAGGACCAUGCAUGACCUUCCAGAGCCAAACUAAUCAACACUGGCCAAGUUCUGUUUUUUAUUCUGACUUCUCAAUACUGAGCUUCUACUUCUUAUCAUUAAAGAUAUUCUGACUUACAUGUACACACUCAGAAGCAGGCCAUUUUACCUAGUGACAUUCUUAUCUCGUGCACAAAUACCUUUCAUAUCCAGAAAAUAGCCUUACCAUUUCACGUGUUCCAUAUGAGAGGUUAUCGCAACAGUGCCUUUGUAUUGUAUCAGCAGAUUAAGAAACAAUCAAUGUCAUCAGUAUAUUGUCUCACGCUGUGAUUGGUCGUGAACCACUGAACAUAUGGCCUGUGAAAAUGAUUGUUUUAUGUGAGUUCUAUACAAAGGCAUUGUUUAGAAUGUGUUGUGUAGAUCUACUACUGUCUGUAGAGGACAUGCUGAAGCACGGAAUCACUAGAAUAGCUUUAUGUUGAUUUGACUGCUGUCUGCUCUGUUUCUGUGCUGAUGUUGGUAUUUGGAGAGUAUUGAAUGUGAAUCAUGAAAACGGCUGUAGGGUAUGCUAGGCUACUAGUAAGAUCCAGUAACGUGGUUUCCACUGCAACUACAAUAAAAGGAAGAAAGUGUUGUCUCAUCAGAAUAGCAAUUAGUUUUAGAAUUCACUCCAAACAAACUGUAAGAUAAUUAAACAAAUAAUUAUCUAUGCACAUGUUUCCAGUGUUAUUUACAGCAUGUUUUGUGCUCCUACCAUGUUGUUGUUAUGUUGUGUUGCUACCAUGCUGUGUUGUCAUGUGUUGCUGCCUUGCUAUGUUGUUGUCUUAGGUCUCUCAAUGUAGUGUUGUGUUGUCUGUUUUGUUGUGAUGUGUGUUUUGUCCUAUAUUUACAUAUAAAUAUAAAUAUAUACAUUUAUUUUUUAUUGUUAUAUUAUAUUAUUAUAUAUAUAUAUGUAUAUUAUUUUUUAUCCC